Messenger RNA from Pomacea canaliculata, 8591 nucleotides. RefSeq lists its product as uncharacterized. The record is from RefSeq and is a predicted model, not a curated record. NCBI's taxonomy places the organism in Eukaryota, Metazoa, Mollusca, Gastropoda, Architaenioglossa, Ampullariidae. The coding region runs from base 4831 to 6153 and encodes 440 amino acids. The transcript is spliced from 9 exons.
AGUGUAACAGUUUUGGCAGCAUGACCUCCCCUAGUUGAUGUCGUGAGGACCAAGACUCACUUUCGACGCAUAUGUGCGCUCUGGAAAACUGUCAAACGGGUUGGGCAAAGUAGUCGAUGGCUAGUCACUGACGUCUGUGCGAGAGUCCUGGCGUUAACACCAGAUAACAUCUCGGCUCUGGCGGAGACGGACACGUACUUCAUGAAUCCAUCGUCCAUCUUGAGCGCCUCGUACUGAGAGUCAAUGUCUGAUAACUGAGCAAGAGUAUGAUCCCCGAGUAAGGCAUGACUGAAGUCUUUGGCCACACUUGUAGUUAGCAUAUACGUAUUUUAUAUUUGCUCCAGAAUAUUUUGUUUAGAUUUGUCUCUCGCCAAACUCAAGCCUUCCAACACUCAGAUCAAAAAUCCAGGAUAACAGCAUGUGUCGCAUGAUGAACGUCUAAGAGCUCUUAUGUGGAAAGAACAGUAUUGUUGUAUUCGCACAGAUCUUUAAAAAAAUUAUAAAUCUACAGCCGUGUUUCGGAAUAGGUGUACAUUCGCCGUCGUGACUUGGAAACACAAUGAAGAUAAACGAGAAUAUCAAUGCCAAAGAUUCUUGUGAUUCAGAAGAGAGCGCCGAAUGCUUAACAGAAGCGAGUUGCCUUGGUGCCAUGGGCCAGGAGGUGAAGUAUUCACAGGGGACAAAGGAUGAUGUCGACGAGAAGCCACCAUCAGAGAACGGGAGGAUCAAGUAUAGGCAAGUCAUCAAAGAACUUAGCGAUCGAUUCAUGGAGAGGGAUGUCACUGACAGAAACCCUAUCGUUGCCUGCUCCCAGGAGGGCCAGAGCUCUAGCAACAGAAAGAAAAGUUUCGUGAUGCGGUCUUCAAGACGCAAAACCUGCAUCAAUCUGCCGAUAGACAAAAGGUUCAUGUCCGAAAAACGUGGGUUGAAAUUAAGCGAUGAUAUGCGAGGAUCUGAAGAAGCAUCGGCAGUCUCACCAAGUCCAGGGAUUUCUAUUGAUAAGGGGAAAGAAUCAUCUAUCAAUCCUGGUACUGAACAGGUUUCAAAACAGGUAGACAAAGAGUUCACAGAGCAACCACAACUCUUGGCUGUCCUAGAAGCCCUUAGUCAGUUUGCCACACAAAGUCUUGCCGUCGGACAGACCUGUGCUUCAUUCAAGGAAAAGUCUACGAAAGCUUCAUUCACUGACACAAAGUACAAAGCGAAAGAGAGGGAAGCCGAAAAUUCACAGAGUGAAAGCAAGUAUGCUUUUCAUGAAAUUAUGCAAGAGACAUCCAGCAUGUCCCUCCCAGUCGUGGAUGGAAUUUCGUAUCCUACUGAUGUUGAGGUAUGCACGGCAAAACUUUCAGAGUUAGAUCUUGAGAAAGCAAAGCACCGAAUAUGACAAAGCAGAAAAUUUACAUCUAAAUGGAGAACAAAUAAAUGUAGACAUCGAGAACUCAGACAAUAUGAGGCCUGAACCUGCAAUUUGUCUGACUCUAAAUGGAACCAAAACGUUUUCGGAAAAUCAAGAGGAAAACAUUCAGGCAGAAACAAUUUCUCAAGAAUGCGCAGUAACCAUAAUUAUCAAUCAAGAUACAAUAGACUUAAAAUCUGAUAGAGCUGAAAACAUGCAGUCGGAAUUUUCAAGCUGUCAACUUAACGACGAAGCUAAGAAAAUCUUCCCAGAAGAGCGAAGACUUAAAAGAGAAAGAACAUCUGGAAAAACAAGAUCAUGCACUUGAAACCAAAAUGCCCUGCACAAAAUCUCUCGUUGCUUUGUUCUCAAAUAUGCACAACAAAGCGCAGUCUCUGAUUAAUUGCGAGAAGGAACGGUCCAGUCUCAGUUUCCAGUUUCCCAAAGCUGAGAAGACAAACACUACUAAAUCGUCCUCAAACGUUGCGGAACAACAUAUGUCUGCGUCACGUGUUUUCAAAGACAUGUUGCCAGCUGAAACUACCCUUCUAGAGGAUGCCUGCUCUUUCAUGACCCCUUUGUCCGUUCCGUCAGGCCAAAAAUCAGAGGAUGCGAAGAAAUAUUCUCGUGAAGUCAGGGUUUUCAUGCCUAGAGGGUUAAGCAGUCCAACUCAAAUUGACGUUUCUCCUCCGGACCAGCAGGAAGUGGAGACAGAACUGGCGGACACAAACGCGCAGUCCGUGGAGGCUAUACUACUGGUGCUCGAAUCCAUGCAACGCACUUUGAAGAAAAUAUCUUCAAAGACAAUUCUAUUGAACAAAGAAAGGGUCAGGAAGACAUCUUGCUAGGCGAGGAGCAGGGAAACAAUGACUUGGCCAAGUCUUCCCUGCACGGCUCCACACCAAAGUCGUUGUGUGUGCAGGAGAGAGUAGGAGGACGCAUGUGCAAGACUCGCUUAGCCUACAACAUUGCCAACCACAUAGUAGGUCAAGCAAUUAGAAAAAUUGUAGAACUUUACCCGGAAUAUUUCGCAAGACUUUCCUCGUGUCGCUCUGGAGACCUAGAGGCACAGUCCAAAGACUUUUCUUCUUCCACAUCUAUGGCCAUGGAUGCCUUGAGAGAAGUUUUGAACGACCUCAACGGAGAGUCUGACGGAAGUGUCUUGGAAGCCGAGGUACCAAAAUUACUAACAAGCACAGCGGUUGGGACGUCAGAUUUAUCUGUAGAUAGUUGCAUCACCGAGUGCUCAAGUAGCGUAGCUUUCAGAGUAGUCAAUGAUUUCGUCACGGCAGUGGUGUCUGAAACUCAGCUUAAUAAUAAGACCGUGCAGACGGAAUCUGACUUUAACUUGCUCCCCACUCGGUCUGACGCUGAGGGAAUGUUGCAUUACUAUUGUCCUGAGAAGCAGGCAUGGAGACUGUCUUAUGACCUGGUGGCGAGUGCAGUAAAGGAAGCCUUUUCCUCUGUGUCUGACCGCAGAGACUCUGCCUUACGUUCCAUCAGGCGCUCGGUCAGUGACCCAGACUUGAAGAAAGUCUUCAAAAGGAAACGCAAAGUUUCGGAGGCUGGGCUAUACAACGAAACGGAUGGAGUACACUCCUCUGUCGAGUCCCUGGUGGCAGAAGGCGUUGUGAUUGAUGAACUCGUGCGCACCUUGUCUGACAACGUCUAUCACCUGAUGUUAAAUGUCUACAGACACGUGGAUGUUCCUGUGACGAAUGAAGACGCUGGCACCGGCGAAUUCAAAGUUGAAGACGCCUCCUAUGGCUGCUACGACACUGACUCUGCUUUGUUGUGGAAGAGAAUUCUUUGUUGGAUAACAUGGACACAGAGAAAAUAGCUGCGUUCAAUUGUAAUCACUCGACGCUGAAAAGGAAACAGCCUGAGUCGGAGGGACUCGUUUCGUCAUCUGCGGCAGCAUCCCAAGCAGGUGCUUUGCUAAGGGAAGUCUUGGAGAAAAAUAAAAAUUCCGGAGCUGCUACACAAAUGCAUUCACGAGGCGUUGAGACGAAGCCAUGCAACCCGGAACCUGAUGAGGAGGACAGCAGAUCGCCAGGAGUUCACCACGCAUAUUCCCAAGCAGGAGAGAAAAGCCGGCUGAGCACCGCAGAAAACAACUUCUGGACAAACCACGCUUAUUCCCAAGCAGGAGAGAACAGCCGGCUGAGCACCGCAGAAAACAACUUCUGGACAAGUCCACUUUCCCAACCAAUGGUCGACCUCGGUGGCUUCCAGACCUGCACUGCUGUACAGUGCCAGAUGUCCGAAAGCUCUAGCUUGGACGUAGAGAGCAGCUUGGAAGGUUUGCUCACAUCACCCGAUCAGUAUCACAUUCCACAAGCUCGUGUAUCAGUGCCUCGCCUCAACGAUUGCGAGUCCAGCGAUUCCGGCUUUCCCGCCAGCGCAUCCCGUCUGCUGCAUUUGAACAUGGAGCGUGAACAGAUGAACCGGGAGCUGCGUGGCAUUCUGCAGUACUGCCUGCAGCGCGACCCUUCAUCCUUGUUCCGCCCCCUGGAUACGCCGGCGACGGAGAUGACCAUGGGUCACCCUGACUUGGUGCUAUAUGCUGAUGCCUUCCGGCCUGGUCCUAGCAGCAACCGCGGUCGAAGUCCUCGGCUCCGCAGGGAGGAUCCUUUGACAGAGGGAACCCAAAGCUGAACAAGGUACCAGCAAAAGCGUGACCUCGCUAAGGAACGAGCUCCCAGACCUGAAAUCAGCAUGCGUUAAUCAUCCGGGACAUCGGGGUGUCAUCCGUGCCAGUCGACCCACAAAAGAGUUUGGCUCCAUUAGUGAACCUCGUCUAAACACGACUCGUGGAAAUGCCAGGCAGGAUUACCUUUGCAGUACAGAAGAACCGUGUCAGUUGUCCCAGAGCCCUGACCAGGGCUGGGUACAUAGCGGUCGUGGCGAACUAGCGCCUGCUAAUUCACCUCACUUAGAACUGAAUGUUUCGGAGGAAAAUCAUUCAAAAAUUCCUUUCCAACGACCUUAUUUCGGCAAGGUUUUUACUGCCGAAAAUAACGAGGAUGGUCUGGCAUCGUUCUUUUUUCAUACUUCUGCGAAGCAGCCCGAGAAGUACUACCAGAUGCCGGCAGAGAGCUGCGUGCAUGUUCAGCCACCAACGUUCGACCGAAACGCCAUUCAAAUGUUCGAUAGUCAAAAUAGUUUUUCGACAUCAUGCUGCGGUUUAUCUCACGCUGAGCAUAAAGAUGCCUCCACAAGUGUUGGUGACUCCACAGAACAGCUUGGCAGCAGAACUUCCGUGGAACAAAACAAUUUCGUACAAAUGGCAGACCCUGUCCCAGCAGAGAAAACCGUCAGGAUAGAGAUGCCUGCACAAAAUAACAGCCCUGGUGCUGUUCCCUUUCCGAGCGUAAGGGCACAAGGUCAGACCUGGUGCAACUUCUGUGGUUGUUAUAACCAAGCAUCUUCUGAUGAACAGAAAAGAAGUCUGCGACCUGGCUCCAGAGAUCUUCCCCACAAGUCAUCAGGCAGAUGCUAACGACCAGCAGACUCAACAGUUUUUACGUCAAGUCUUCAAUCUCCAUCGAGUCAAAGAGGCUAUCGACGAGCAGCUACAAGAACUGAACGCUCAGUAUAUGGAGAUGAGGAAGCUACACUCAGCUCAACAGGAAAAUGCGUUCACGCCUCGUUACCCUGACUCGCAUCUCCACCAGCAGUCGUCUCCCCUCCAGCAGUCGUCUCCCCUCCAUCACACCCAGGUGAUGAACCACACGACGGAGGCGCCGACAGUACCAAGUCUCGCGCAGCACGAGAUAGACCGAGAAAGACGAGGGUUAAGAGACUCAAUAGCGUGCACAACGUCAAGAGAGACAGAACAUUUCAUUGGGGAUAUAGGUGGUGGUCAUCUGCCAAAGCAGCACAUCUAUACCUCUGGUUCACCGUGGAGGCAGGAUUUGCAGUAUUCUUUUGGUCCGGAGGCUGCUAAAGUCGUUGAGGACAAACCAACAGAAGCAUGCUGGGCCAACUUAGCGAUGAUGAAGUUGACGAUCGAAGAGCACUUGAAACAGAUGCAAUCAUCCGUGAGGACCAUGCCAAGUGUGGCUUGUACCGUGCAGAACCAUCUGGAUGAUUCUCCUCGGUGCAAGCACCACCUCCAACCAUGUAUUUCGGCAAUGGAAAGGAGUAGUCAUCGGACAAUUCACGACCUCAGCCCACAACUAGAUCUCUGUUCUUAUACUCUGAGACAGUUUCAGGAAGCAAACUCUCUGAAACAUGCACAGGUCCGAGCACAGUUCUGUCCGAACAUAUCACCGGAAUUGUUUCUUUCUGGAGGCCAUUCCAAUUUCAGACAUCUUGCAAGGGCUCCUGACAUUCCUUUCGACAGCAGGUCUCAGAAGCCUUUCAUUAACGAGGGGUUUAGACUUUCGGACGGCCUGUCAGAGUUGUCUCAAUAUGUGACGUCAUCACCAGUUUGCGGACAGUCGGCGCCAGUAGGCGUUUGUUCACAGUGCAAUCCCGUUGACUGUCUGGCUCAGACCAUUUCUGCUGUUCCACAAUCACAUUCCAACUGCAACACCACCUCAAACUUGUCCGGUAGAUGGGAGCCAUGGGAAAGUGUUCAUGACCUGCGUACCAGUGGCGAUACGUUUUCGUGCGUAGGACUGGGGGAUAAUCCAGAAAAGGUUGUCCAUAAUGAAAAGGAUGUUUACUUAUGUAAUUCUAAUGCAGCAAGCGAAGUAAGCCUUGGCAACAAUGGCUGUCAUUCAAACGCUUGCGACUUCACAAGCAAAUGAUUGUAAUCCGGGUACGAAGUUGGACUCGAAAACAUCAUCUACCUAUCCAGAUGUAAUGGACCCUCAGGACAGUGUCGCCAAGCAACUUUACUUUUCUGGUCAACCUGUCGGAGUGUCUAGUUCUGAGUCUGAGGCAAUAAGCAAUCAUUUAAAUUCUCAGUGUGAUGCAAAGCAGGCGCAAACUUUUCGUACCCGAUCAUUGUCCCCCGGUUCUAAUCAACACCAGCCACUGAAAGGACUUUCCCUGAUUCCGUUGUUGAUGACUGACAGACAGGCAGGAGUUUUUCAUGCUUUCGACACCUCUGCACAUACCAUCUUGUCCGAGAGCUUCAGAAGGGAUUCAUUGAAAGGUUGUGCAAAAACAGAGCUCGGAAAUUCGCCAUACCUUUUUAGGUCACAACCUCUAGGCGCUGUCGGAAUAGUCACAGAAGUCGAUGCCGUGUCUAGCUGUGUUGAUACCGAGAGAAAAAAUGCUGCAAAUUCCUCAUCAUUUACGGCGGAGAAUCUUGGAGCCAAUGCGGUCACAGGGCAUACUAACCUCGAACAAGAGCGUCAAACGGACCGCAUGGUCGUGCUACCGAACAGUUUCCGAACAAUGGUGCUGACGAUGCCGUGCAUGCUGGUCACUUCAGCACUGCUGCACUUCAGGGAAUCGAGGAAGAUGAGAAUGUUUCUCGCUCCUUUUAUGUCUCUCUCCAGCCUGACUGCAACUUAAACAGCACAUAUAGCAAGCCAAGCCUGACGAAUUAUCCCGCAACAUGUGCAGUCAACAACGUUAUUGUUAGUGCCGAGUUCGCAAGAAUGGAUGCUCCAGAUGGCGUCACCCAUGAAGUUUCCUGUGAUCUUUCUGAAAAUUACAGAACUCAGGUUCCUGCUGGCAGUGACGGGCAUUUUAAAAGUGGAUGUGCUAACACAAGGUCUGAGGACACGCCCAUGGAAAAAGCUUUAGCUGAUGAUAAUGCUGAGCGACGUCCCGGCGUGUACACAGAAAGUUCCUUUCCCGACGUGGUCACUUCGCAGGCUGGACACAGUGGUGGUUCAGAUUCAGAAAGGUGAGAAAAGCACACCAAGCUUACAAAAUUAGCAACUCCAACACCUCCGGUUUUGGAUUCAGACAGGACCAUGACUGUAGAGGAAACACUAGGAACCGGCGGCAACAAGUGACACCAGGCACCAAUGGUCGUAACCCUGACGCGAAGUUUUGGCAAAUCUACAAAUCAGAAGGUGAAGAUGUCCAAAAAGUAGAAGCAGGCGAGCAGAACUAUACAGACUUUUGCUCCUUCGCUCGUUCCCCUGACCUCGGCAGUGCAGAUCGUCUGUAGAUCCGACUGAACGUAAAUCUGUGGGCGAAGAUCUCCCUUACCCAGGCUACGGCCAUUCCGUUAGGAAUCAUGGUAGGUUCCUCCCAAACCCAGACGCAACCGGCACCCCUAACUUCUCCUUACACAAGUCGACAUCCAAUUUGAAUAGUUUUGUGGCUGAAGAACGUUUACCUAGAGAGCUUGGCAUCAAAGCUCCUCUCAGCAUAAACUUUUCUGGAAGUAAGGCUGGCGACAGAUUCCUCAAGUCCUACAGGCAAGUAGGAAGGAAAGCUAGCGUCAGCUGCACAGAGUUUUGCCAGAAAAGCCGCCAGGGCUGUCUGGGUGGAUCCAUCUUAAGUUGCAGCCAGAAUCCAAGAAGUACGGAGGCCAUUCCAAGAAUCGGAGAACAUUCUUUUCUUGAUGUACCGCGUGUUUACAGUCAGCACCCCGGAUGUGGCGUCAACAUAAAUGGAAUGAUCACUACAACGACAACGCCAUCUGCCAUAAGGAACUCAACCCGCGAGAUGACAUGAGCAUCCAGGCGCGCCUGCGCUCUGUGGAGCACGUGCUGCGGAGGCUGGAGGACCUGACGCACCGUGGCGGUGACGUCAGACAACGUCAUGUCAACACCGCACUGCCCGUCACAACCCGCAGGGAAGUCACAGCGCCUCAACUGGCCUGCGGCAGUCAGCAGCUUCUGCAGGUAAGACAGCUUGUCCAGCAUCAAAUAUCUGGAUCAAAGGAGGUCCUGGAAAUGGGGAAGAAUAUGGCUUCAUCCUUAAGAUGCAGAAGAUACAAACCAGACUCUGGCACUGCUGGCAGUUUGGGCUUCAGCAGUCACAGCAACGCUUCGAGUUCCAUCUGUUCCGUCAACCCUGUGCCAGACCUCAGCGACAGUUCUAUGAUGUCUUUUCCCAGCGCGUCCACCCAGACUUCUUCCUCUGGCUCUGGCAGUUGUUCCGACACCAGCCUUUCACGUGAGAAAAUAGAGCGACAAUCUUUCAAGAUCCAGUUCCUGUAAAAUCAAGUUCAUCAAUUACGACAGUGAAUUCCAAGGAAUUAUAACGAUCAAAUGAAGUUCAACACACACACACACACACACGGAACAUUAAAGAAUAUUUUUAUCAAAUGUGUCAA